Drosophila elegans is the source of this 538-nucleotide messenger RNA. RefSeq lists its product as uncharacterized. The transcript has 4 exons. Lineage: Eukaryota; Metazoa; Arthropoda; Insecta; Diptera; Drosophilidae. The coding region runs from base 143 to 280 and encodes 45 amino acids. The record is from RefSeq and is a predicted model, not a curated record.
GAGGCAAAGGCUGUGGGAAGCUAUUCUCAUUCCAUACAAAACCCUCUGAGCAGUCGUUUCGGCCUCUAAAAUUCACAAAAUUCUUAAAAUUCUAAAUUUUUUUCGAAGAAAAUUCAACUAAAAUACGCUAAAAGGACUCAACAUGUGCAACGGAUGUGGAUGCUGCGGACCCUCUCCCUGCCCCAAACGCUACCUUGUGAACAAGGACAACAUGCCCUGUGUUUGGUGCGGGCCGUGCAAGGCCCACUGCUACAACACCCCACCCAAAUGCUGUUGCUAGGGUCUCGCAACCUGUCCUGAUCCGAAUUCUUUCCGCCCUUCGCCUUGCCUCGCGUGUGGAUUUUAAGUGGCUCUGGAAAGCUCUUCAGUUGGGAUGCUGCCAUUUUGGUUGGAGAUUCGAUCGAAACUGGCUUCAAUCAAGACUCAGAAUGCCGAGCAGCUGAUUUCCCGUCAGCCUUCUUGAUUUAAGCUUCCCAUUUUCGGCAUCUGUUUUGGACUGUUUUAGGCAAUAAAUUGAAAUGCAUUGAAUCUUUUAGCA